GCUUCGGUGGCUCCGCGAGCAGGUGCUCACUGGGGUCCAGGCGCGCAUCUCUGUCCUCUCAGCUGCCGUCCCGCACAGGAUCAAGAUCAAGGUGGUGCUCGACCUUGCGGCAGCGCUUACCUCACCUUCGGCUCGGGCGCUUCUCCUCUACACGAUCGUUGUGUUUGAUCGCAUGGUGGGCAUGCUGGUCGCGGUGGAUCGGGGGCAGAGGCACUCGUAUGGGAAGAAGGAG
This is a messenger RNA of Prorocentrum cordatum, 232 nucleotides long. NCBI's taxonomy places the organism in Eukaryota, Dinophyceae, Prorocentrales, Prorocentraceae. The record is from the annotation of a GenBank genome assembly.